CUUUCAGAAGCACAGAGCUGAUCUGGAUAAAUAAGAGACUAAAGAUGGCGACGGUGGAGGAUUCAUGGGGACAAAUUCGGAUCCAAAACUUCCCUUUGGAAAACUGAGUCCAGCGGUCCAGUCGCGCACUGAGAACCGCAAAACCCCGCGACACCGAGCUGAGACCCGCUUCCGUGUCUGUGGCUCCAUUACGUGGUUUUUAUGUAAACAUUGUCGAUUGCAGUAACCAAAUAAAGCGGAAUUUGGACUCGGAUCAUCCGAACCCACACCGAAUCCAGCCGAGAUGAUCCCUGACUGAACACGCACCGAGUCCGUGUGUAAGUGUAGUUCGGUUCUGGUGCAUGGAGGCCGCUGGAGGGAGUCUGCCCGCCCCGGUGUCGCAGUGAUUUGGGUCAGAACACCGGAUCGUGAUGUAUUUUCUGAGCGGCUGGCCGCGGAGGCUCCUCUGCCCGCUCCGGAGCGGCGAACGGCCCUUUCUGGUCGAGCCCAGCGCGCAACGCUUCUUCCUAGCCGUGCUGUCCGAGACCCAGAUCAGCAUCUGGUUCAGCAGGCCCAGCGUGUUGAUCGUCAGCUAUAUUGAGUCUGGGAAAGCGGCCGCUCAGUUCGGCUUCUAUCAGCAGGUGGAGUGGAAACCCGACGACUCCAUGAUCGCAGUAGCG
Molecule: messenger RNA, 659 nt
Organism: Rhinichthys klamathensis goyatoka
Lineage: Eukaryota; Metazoa; Chordata; Actinopteri; Cypriniformes; Leuciscidae
Product: guanine nucleotide exchange factor subunit RIC1-like
Exons: 2
Biological process (GO): intracellular protein transport; retrograde transport, endosome to Golgi
Cellular component (GO): cytosol; Golgi membrane; Ric1-Rgp1 guanyl-nucleotide exchange factor complex
Source: RefSeq, a predicted model, not a curated record